Rotaria socialis is the source of this 1077-nucleotide messenger RNA. NCBI's taxonomy places the organism in Eukaryota, Metazoa, Rotifera, Eurotatoria, Philodinida, Philodinidae. The record is from the annotation of a GenBank genome assembly.
AUGAAGUCGGCUUUCAAGGAUUCAUGUACUAGAAUCGAAUGCUCAAUCCAUUAUAUCAAUAAACAAUUGGAACAUUGUUUUACCACAGAUGUUAUUGAUAAAGUUCCAGUUAAAUGCGAAAUUGUUCAAGAAAUGUUCGCUCAUGUACGAAAUAUUGUAUCUCACACCAGAAGAGCACAUAAACAAACAAAAUUAUCUCGUAAACUUCAAUCAUGUUGUGAUACACGGUUCAAUGGUGCUUUUCUUACGAUGGAUGUCUUCUUAUUGGUCUUCGACGAAUUACCUGCUGUUUUAGAACGAGCUUUUAUGAAUGAUUAUGAAUCGAUAGAUAAAGAUUUACUUUCAUGUAUUUGUUUAUUUCUUAAGCCAUUUGAGGAAGUAAUUGAACAAUUUAGUUCUGAUACAAAACCAACGAUAUAUAAAGUUUUACCUUUUAAGCAAUAUUUAUCAAACCACUGUAAAAUUCAUGCUGAUGAUCAUGAUGGAACCCAACAAGUUAAAACAUUUCUAGAAAAACGUAUUCAAGAUGUUUGGAUUUUACAUGAUGUACAUUAUAUCACCACUUUUUUACAUCCAGCAUUUAAAAGUUUCGAUAAAUGUCCAGAUUCUCGUGCAAAAGCUAUUGAUUUAACAAAAAAUGAAUUGUUGAAGCGUCAACCAUCAUCAUCUAUUAUCUGCUCAACAAACAAUAAAUCACCAGUUCGCGUAGCUGAACUUGAUCCUCAAACAUCAUUACCAAAAACUCUUCUUUCACAAAGUUUUGAUACACCAAAAGAUAAUUUCAAAUUGUCGACAACACCUUAUGAGGAAUUAGAAGAAUAUAUGGCAUUAAACGUCAGAUUAAGUGAAAAUGAUGAUAUUUUUUUAUUUUGGUUAAAUCAUAGAACGAAAUUUCCAACAUUAUUUAAUAUUGUUCAGGAUUUUUAUGCCAUACCUGCAUCAAACACCACCGUCGAACGUCUUUUCUCGUCAUCAAAAAAUACAAUUACGGAUAAAGGUACACGUCUUGGUACAGAAAAGAUAAACAAGUUAUUAUUCUUACAAAAAAAAUCUGAGCUUAUUGAAACAAAUUGCUAA